Anarrhichthys ocellatus (wolf-eel) is the source of this 5942-nucleotide messenger RNA. It is a transcript of the gene usp13, whose product is annotated as ubiquitin specific peptidase 13. Gene Ontology annotation, molecular function: cysteine-type deubiquitinase activity; protein binding; zinc ion binding. Bases 109 to 2868 code for a protein of 919 amino acids. The transcript has 20 exons. Gene Ontology annotation, biological process: protein deubiquitination. NCBI's taxonomy places the organism in Eukaryota, Metazoa, Chordata, Actinopteri, Perciformes, Anarhichadidae. The record is from RefSeq and is a predicted model, not a curated record.
AAUUCAUACGCAUGCAAGAAACCACACAAAAGAAACAACAUUAGCCUUCAUUAGCUUUAGCCGCCCUGCAGUAGCCACCAGCCUCCGCCCCUCUGUCAUUUUAUUUUCAUGUUUUUUUUUUUUUUACCGCGUCACAUCCCCUCUGGCUCGAGGAACGUAGAGACGGAGGGCUUUAAAAAUAGCAUCCUCUCCUCUGACAGCGCUGCUCCGGUGGCUCCGCAGCACUGUGGUGCCAGAAGCAGGAAUGCGAAGAUGGCUGCAGACCUCGGAGAGCUGCUGGUCCCGUUCAUGCCCACCGUCAGAGUGCCCAGAACGGGAGAUAGGGUUUUCAAGAGCGAGUGCGCCUUUUCCUUCGACUCUCCCGAGUCGGAGGGAGGCCUUUAUGUGUGUAUGAACACAUUCCUGGGCUUCGGACGAGAACAUGUGGAGAGACAUUAUCGCAAAACAGGCCAGAGCGUUUACAUGCAUCUCAAACGACAUGUCAAAGAGAAAGCCACAGGAGCAGCAGCAGGCGCCAUCCCCAGACGAAGAAAUGGAAAAGUGUUUCUAGGUAAGUUGGAGGCAGUGGUGGAGGAAUCACUCAGACCUUCACUUAGAGCACCAGUGUGUAGGAUUCAGGGGGAUUUAUUGGCAGUAGUGGAAUUUUAUACAACUAUGUUUUCACUAGUACUUCCACAAGUUCAUUCUGCCUUUCCCUGUGACGUCCAGGUGACCAUUGCCUGCGAUGCAGUGCUCAAUGCACCGUCAGCUUACAAGAAGCAGGAGCUUGAAUCCUGGGAGGAGGAGAUCCAGGUGUCCAAACAUGCCAGAAGUCUCAGACAGCUGGAUAAUGGGGUCAGGAUCCCACCCAGGGGCUGGAAGUGUCAGAAGUGCGAGAUGAGAGAGAACCUGUGGCUGAACCUGACAGAUGGAGCAGUGCUCUGUGGGAAGUGGUUCUUUGAUGGGAGCGGAGGCAACGGCCACGCACUGGAGCACUACAAAGAGACCAAAUACCCCCUGGCUGUCAAAAUGCACACCAUCACCCCAGACGGAGCAGAUGUCUACUCAUUUGAGGAGGAGGAAGCCGUGUUGGACCCUCACAUAUCAGAUCACUUGUCACACUUUGGAAUUGACAUGCUACAGAUGCAGAAAAAAACAGAGAACGGUCACCACACAGACAAUAACUCCCGGCCGCGGGUCAGUGAAUGGGAGGUGAUCCAGGAGUCGGGCAUGAAGCUGAAAGCGGUGUUUGGUUCUGGUUACACAGGCAUCAAAAACCUGGGCAACAGCUGCUACCUCGGCACAGUGAUUCAGGUCCUAUUCAGCAUCCCAGACUUCCAGAGGAUGUAUGUGGGUAACCUUCAGAAGAUAUUUGACUAUUCUCCCCUUGACCCCAGCCUGGACUUCGCCACUCAAAUGGCUAAACUGGGACACGGUCUGCUCUCAGGCCAGCACUCCAAACCACCCAUGAAAUCUGAGCUCAUUGAACAGGUGAUGAAAGAAGAAAACAAGCACCAGCAGAAAGGCGUCUCUCCUCGAAUGUUGAAGGCCCUGGUCAGCAGGGGACACCCAGAGUUCUCCUCCAGCAGACAGCAAGAUGCCCAAGAGUUCCUCCUGCACGUCAUCAACCUGGUGGAGAGGAAUAGCUCAGGCACAGAGAAUCCAAGCGACGUCUUCCGCUUCCUGGUGGAGGAGCGAGUUCAGUGCUGCCAGACACGCCGGGUUCGUUACUCUCAACGGGUGGACUACUGCAUCCAGCUGCCAGCUCCCUUUGAGGCGGCCACCAAUCGAGAGGAGCUGCUGGCAUACGAGACCAAGCGGAGGGACGCUGAGGAGAACAUGCGGGCUCCUCCAGAGCCGGUCAGAGCUCGGAUCCCCUUCACCGCCUGCCUGCAGGCCUUCACAGAGCCGGAUAACGUCCCCGACUUCUGGAGCUCAGCGCUGCAGGCCAAGUCAGCUGGAGUGAAAACUUCCCGUUUCGCCUCCUUCCCAGAGUAUCUGAUUUUGCAGAUCAAGAAAUUCACAUUCGGGUUUGACUGGGUGCCGAAGAAACUAGACUUGGCCAUUGAUGUUCCAGACUUUCUGGAUCUGAGCAGGCUGCGAGCUGCUGGGCUGCAGGCGAGUGAAGAGGAGCUGCCUGACCUCCUGCCUCCCAUCGUGCUAGCUGAAGACACCAGAGAUAACUCCAUGGGCUCCAUAGACUCUCCAGAAAUAGACGAGGCGGCGGUCAUGCAGCUGGCAGAGAUGGGCUUUCCGCUGGAGGCCUGUAGGAAGGCGGUCUACUACACAGGCAACAUGGGCCCAGAGAUGGCCUUCAACUGGAUCAUAGCCCACAUGGAGGAGCCUGACUUUGCAGAACCUCUCACUCUGCCCUCUGUGAUGGAUCCUGGUCCCUCCACCAGCGACAGCCCCAUGGGCACCACCCCGCUGGGCAACUCACCCCCUGAGGAGAGCAUCGCCAUCCUCACUUCAAUGGGCUUCCCCCGUGCUCACAGCAUCCAGGCACUCAAAGCCACGAACAAUAACCUCGAACGAGCACUCGACUGGAUCUUCACCCAUCCGGAGGAGGAGGAGAGCGACGCUCUCUCGGACAUGGCGGACACAGAGCCAAAUGACAACGCUUUCUCCAACGCCAACUCACACAGCGACUCCACGCUGUCUCCAGACAGAGACGCGUCGGGUCCGCGGGUCAAAGAUGGACCGGGACGUUAUGAGCUCUUUGCUUUCAUCAGUCACAUGGGAGCAUCCACAAUGUCUGGACAUUAUGUUUGUCACAUCAAAAAGGAGGGAAGGUGGGUGAUCUACAACGACCACAAAGUGUGUUUGUCAGAAAGGCCUCCAAAAGACUUGGGCUACAUCUACUUUUACCAUCGACUGUCUAGCAGUUAAAGUAAAGUUACUGCCCCUCCACCAUGCAACCUUUUAAAGAACCGCAGUCUUUCACGCCGAAGACUGGCAGACAACUUUACCAACAGCCGCACUGGAAACGAUGGAAAUAACCUUUCAGACCAGCUGCUCGCCUUAACGUGAUGUCAUUCAGGAGCAACCAGGAACCCUGGUCAGAAAGGGAAAGCAAUGUGCUUUUUGUGCGUUUGUGUUAUGUUCUGCUUUAAAUGUGUGUUUCAGUAUCUAUGUUUAAGAAAAGACAUUUUCUUGGCAGUGUAGGUGCAGAGGGAUGUGUGCAAUUUCCACUUCUGUAUUCAAAAUAAUGUCACAUAUCAAAUCUCAUUGUUCCUCCUCUAUGCCUUCUGCUUCUGUGCCAGUAUUGUCAAAGUGGUACAUUUUAUAAAUGUAUAUUGAAAUGGCUUCACUGCCGGCCCUGAAAUGCUCUGAAAUGGCAACAACAAACAAGAAGUUACUGCUGCUGGUGGCUUUCCAUUUUACUUUUAAAUACAAAAAACAGCACCAGAUGUUAACAAGACUGUAGUUAAAAAUACAGCAUUACUGGUUGAAUAAUGGCUCAGACCUGCUCCAGUUCUACCUGGAGACGACAUGCAAGUUUGUCCCUUUUUAACGAGAAGCCAUCUGAGGUAAACUGGCUGAGAGCUCAAGAUAGAAGUAUUUUCCUUCCCUGAAAGCACUUUUUGACUAAAACAAGUCAUAUUUUGCAGCUGAUGGAGUUUUUUUAUUCUCCAGCUGUAAGCAAUUGAAUGUGAUCUCUUGAAUUUCAACUUCAGAACUGCUGAACCUGUAAAUCCUCGAAGUGGCCAAUGGCAGGAUUGCAUAUAAUUGAUGUCUAAUACAAGCAAAGCUGUACUUAUUCAAGGAUCGUUAUCAAAUCAUAAGUGCAGUGAGCUUCUUUCCUUAAUUACGUUUGCCCAAAUAAGAUAUUUUCAUAGUAGGCAAAACUUUAACUCUCAGCUGCAGCUGGUCCAGUUCAGUUCCUUUAUCACUCUUGACAGAUUCAGACUGUGACCCAAAAGUUAAAAUAAAUGUUUUUUUCUUCACCUGUUGCCACUUUUUACAGGUCAGUUAAUCCAUUUAUGCAUCUGAACUGUUUCCACGUCUCAAGCAAUUUAUGCAACUACAACCAAAUCUCCUGAACCUACUGUAAGGUAAAAGCUGUUCGCUGACCGGUAUCUCUUGUGCUAACAGAUGUGGUGCAGUACUGAAUGUAUGACUUCGUGGUGCUCACAACAACCAAAGCCUCCUGCUCAGCUUUAAUACUCUGAAACCACAGUAGGACUGGCCCUUUGCAGUUUCGUCACUAUAAGUAACCUCAUGGAAAGAUUCAACGUAGACAUCAUGUGGCUGGUUGUCAGAUAGAAGUGAAUUUGCAGCCUCUGACUGAAUCUUGUUUUAUCUGUUGCAUCUCAAAGGGGCAGAGUAAUAUUACAAAGUGUUGGUAUUUUUUCAGUGGCACAAACACUCAAUUCAUGUUUGGUGACCUGGAAUUGGAAUUAAAGGGAAGUUCUGCUGAAAAUGCUUUUCGAACGUUAAAGCAUUCUGUGCCUUCUUAAAGGUAACGUGUGCCACCUUUUUAUGUGGAUGUCCAAUCAUUGCUGAUGGUGGUUGUAGCCCACUGAAGAAAUAUGUUCCCUAUUGCGUGCUAUAUUGACAGAGAAAGCUGUUAAACCGUAAAAUACAACUGUACACCUUCUGAAUUCCAGUUUCUCUCUCACAUCAAACUAAAACGGGCUUACCUGCCUGUAUAGCUCAUCGUAAAACGCACGUCAUUCAAAUUGGACAGAAAAAACCAAACACGUCUUGGUAAGUCUUUCCACUGUUUCAACAACCAGUUACUUUGGUUUGGUCGAAAUGGAUCCUUAAUUCACAGAGUAAGAUGUGAAAGUUAAAUGAAUGCAAAAAUUGGCUAAUUUUUCUUUUAAGAUUUCAAUUUUUGAGUAAUUUCUUCUUAUAUUCAAGAAGAGUAUAAUUCUUUGAUGAUAAACCGACAUUUCCCAAGAGGGUGGAAAGAAACAAAAGGAGACAUAUUUGAUAAAUAUCAGAAACUGGAAGAUAGUGAAGGAAUACGAAAAAUGUCUUUCAACGAUCUCAGGUUAUGCUUGUAAAUAGGAAUGUCUUUCCUUGAGGGUUAAUAUCUUUACAGACAAAAAAAACAUCACCGAAGCCUAGAGAUAGAUCAUUUUACAGAGUAAAUCCGUAUUUCAGCGGUGCUCCCCUUUAACAACACUGUCAUGAGCAGAACUUUGGUUUUAUUAUAUAUUGUCCUCUUAACUUCAUCAGAUACUUGAUCAGCUGCUGCAGUGCUCCUUGUCUAUGCAGCGGGGAAUUCUAUGCGAUCUCUCUAUGCAAGUCUUGUGUUUCUGCCGUUCUUCCUAAAAACAGUCAUUUUAUUCUUGUCGGAAACCAAACGUAUCCUGUCAAAACCUGGUCUGUAAUCAGCGUCUCUGUUCUUCAUCAUCAGUAGAUGGGUAACGUAGUUGUCCUCAGAUAUUCUGUGCAAUUAAUUUUAUUUCCCUGCAGCUUUUGUGACCCCCCCCCCCCACCCCCCACCACCACCACACACAUCUUCCUGACCGUGUUAUCGUUUUUUGUAUUUUGUCUUUUUGCUUCAGCUUUCCCUCCAGCUCGGUCUCUUCCAUUCUUUUAAAAUUAAAAGGGUUCAGUUUGUCACAAAAAGGCUUAUUCACUGUCAGCAUGUGCACUAGAUGUUGACAUUUAGUCAUUUGGAUUGUACAAGUGUACUUUUGUGAGUUGUAUUCUCUUUUUUCAUUUAACUAAAUGUCAAAAAAAAGGUUCUUCACUUGUUUUUACUCCGUUGCCUUUUUUUGCAAACAAGUUUGUGCCAAUUCUGUAGCUUUCAUUACAUAGAUUUCCUGAAGGGAUUAUUUUAAGUUGACUUUUGUAAUGUAUGCUUUUAUCCAAAUGCGGCUUAUGUGUACGUGAAUAGAGUCAUGCCCGUAUACUCACUGGCACUGUUUACUUACAAUGUUUGGAUAAUUUAAUAAACUACACCUUUGUUGAGACUUGGCCUCUUUAAGAAUAAACAAGAAGCUGCA